GAUGGUGUUGUUCUAACUGUGAAUGACGGACUGAAUUAAUGUUUGAGCAGGUUUUCAAGCCUUUGAAAGCUGAGACAUUCGAAGAAGAUGGCAUUUUGGUUUUGGAGUUUGGAGAGACACUUCCGACUGGGCCGGGAGUUUUGGCCAUUGGGUUUGAAGGAAUUUUGAAUGACAAGAUGAAGGGGUUCUAUAGAAGUACAUAUGAGCAUAAUGGUGAGAAGAAAAAUAUGGCAGUUACCCAGUUUGAACCUGUUGAUGCCAGGCGGUGCUUUCCCUGUUGGGACGAACCUGCUUGGAAGGCUACGUUCAAGAUUACAUUGGAUGGUGUUCCAUCUGAAUUAGUAGCCCUUUCCAACAUGCCGGUUGUUGAAGAAAAAGUGGAUGGACAUCUGAAGACAGUUUCAUAUCAGGAGACACCAAUUAUGUCUACAUAUUUAGUGGCUGUUGUUGUCGGAUUGUUUGACUAUGUUGAAGAUCAUACAUCAGAUGGAGUCAAAGUGCGCGUAUAUUGUCAAGUUGGUAAAGCAAACCAAGGGAAACUUGCUUUGAACGUUGCUGUCAAAACACUUGAAUUGUACAAAGAAUACUUUGCUGUACCAUACCCUUUGCCCAAAUUGGAUAUGGUUGCAAUUCCUGAUUUUUCUGCUGGGGCCAUGGAGAAUUAUGGUUUAGUUACAUACCGUGAAACAGCUUUGCUCUUUGAUGAACAGCAUUCUGCAGCUGCCAACAAGCAAAGGGUUGCAACUGUGGUGGCACAUGAAUUGGCCCACCAGUGGUUUGGAAAUCUUGUAACAAUGGAAUGGUGGACACAUUUAUGGCUGAAUGAGGGAUUUGCAACUUGGGUGAGCUAUUUAGCUGCUGAUAGCCUAUUCCCUGAAUGGAAAAUAUGGACUCAGUUUCUUGAUGAAUCUACUGAAGGUCUUAGGCUGGAUGGGCUCGAAGAAUCUCACCCUAUCGAGGUGGAGAUAAAUCAUGCUUGUGAGGUGGAUGAAAUAUUUGAUGCUAUAAGCUAUAGGAAAGGUGCUUCUGUUAUUCGGAUGCUACAAAGCUAUCUUGGUGCUGAACCCUUUCAGAGGUCACUGGCUUCAUAUAUAAAAAAGCAUGCCUACUCGAAUGCAAAAACAGAAGAUCUAUGGGCUGCCCUGGAGGAAGGAUCUGGUGAACCUGUGAACAAGCUAAUGAAUUCAUGGACAAAGCAACAAGGUUACCCAGUUGUUUCCGUCAAGGUCAAAGAUCAGAAAUUGGAGUUUGAACAGACACAAUUCUUGUCAAGUGGUUCUGAAGGCACUGGGCAAUGGAUCGUGCCGAUAACAUUAUGCUGUGGCUCAUAUGAUGUACGCAAAAGUUUCCUACUACAAACAAAGUCCGAAAGUCUGGACAUAAAGGAAUUUCUGGGUUGCUCAGUAGCGGAGACUGGAAGCACAUGCAAUAAAAACAAUGGACAAUGUGGUUGGAUAAAGCUCAAUGUGGAUCGGGCAGGUUUUUACAGGGUGAAAUAUGAUGAUAAACUUGCAGCUCAAUUAAGAAAUGCGAUAGAGAAGAAAUACUUGUCUGCAACUGACAGAUAUGGCAUCUUGGAUGAUGCAGCUGCCCUUACUACGGCUCGCAAGCAGUCUUUUGUCUCAUUGCUUACCUUGUUGGGUGCUUACAGAGAGGAACUUGACUACACAGUGCUUUCAAAUCUGAUUACUGUAAGUUAUAAGCUGAAAAGAAUUGCUGAUGAUGCUGUACCUGAGCUAGUGGAUCUCCUUAAUCAGUUCUUUAUUGGCCUUCUCCAGUACCCUGCAGAGAAGCUUGGUUGGCAACCAAAACCGGGCGAGAGCCAUUUAGAUGCAAUGUUGAGAGGAGAACUUUUGACUGCCCUUGUUUCAUUUGGACAUGAUCUAACAAUUGAUGAAGCAAUCAAGCGGUUUAAUGCCUUCUUAGAUGACAGAAAUACAUCACUCCUUCCUCCUGACAUAAGAAGGGCAGCAUAUGUGGCUGUAAUGCAACGAGUAACUGCAUCUAACAGAUCGGGCUAUGAAUCUCUUCUUAGAGUUUACAGAGAGACUGAUCUAAGCCAGGAGAAGACCCGCAUUUUAGGUUCACUAGCAUCGUGUCCAGAUCCUGACAUAAUACUUGAAGUUCUCAACUUUUUGUUGACUAAAGAGGUUCGUAGUCAGGAUGCUGUCUUUGGACUAGCUGUUGGUAGUGAAGGACGAGAAACAGCUUGGACGUGGCUGAAGAAUAACUGGGAGCACAUCUCUAAGACCUGGGGUUCUGGAUUUCUGAUUACUCGCUUUGUCAGUGCAACCGUCUCACAUUUUGCUUCCUUAGAUAAGGUAAAGGAAGUGGAGGAAUUCUUUGAAGCUCAUCCCAACUCCGCCAUAACUAGAACCCUGAAGCAGAGCAUUGAGCGGGUAAAGAUCAACGCCAAAUGGGUUGAGAGCAUCCAGGGUGAGAAGAAUCUUGCCGAUGCUGUGACGGAGUUGGCAUACAGGAAAUACUAGAUUGCAUGUUGGGCUUGAAGAGUGAAUUUCUCUAAUCAUGUCAUUCGACUAUAAAUAAAGGAACAUUAGCAAAUUGAUAAUAAUGUACUUAUGGAUUUUUAAUUUAAUAUCUGAUUCGAUAAUGUAGCACUGUUCUUAUUUUUCUCUCCAUACGAUAUGAUUUGAUAAAUGACCUCCUUUUAGUUGA
This is a messenger RNA of Rosa rugosa (rugosa rose), 2676 nucleotides long. Its product is annotated as aminopeptidase M1-like. The coding region runs from base 39 to 2489 and encodes 816 amino acids. The record is from RefSeq and is a predicted model, not a curated record. Gene Ontology annotation, molecular function: zinc ion binding; metalloaminopeptidase activity; peptide binding. Lineage: Eukaryota; Viridiplantae; Streptophyta; Magnoliopsida; Rosales; Rosaceae. Gene Ontology annotation, cellular component: cytoplasm. The transcript is spliced from 19 exons. Gene Ontology annotation, biological process: peptide catabolic process; proteolysis.